AUGGCCUCUACUAUACCAUCUACCACUGCUGCUGCUGCUGCUGCUACUGCGAACCAUGAAGACCCCAUUGAGUCUGCCCGGUCGACGCCCUCGCAGGCUGCUUCAGCUACCCGGCCACUGAUGAAGAGCGCCGAUGCUUCUGUCCGGCCGGUCGAAGCCAGCGAUGGCAGCGAUGGCGAUGGUGAAGCCGACGCAGACAGCAAGAAGGGCUACUUUGCCUACUUCCGCACCAAGCAGUUCUACCUCGUCCUGCUCCUGGGGCAAAUACUCGCGCUGUGCAUCACGGCCACCAACACCUUCUCGGCCCUGCUCUCGACCGCAGGCACCUCUAUCCCGGCCUUCCAGACGCUCUUCAACUACGUCCUGCUCAACCUCGUCUACACCUCCUACACCCUCUACCGCUACGGCCCGCGCAGGUGGUGGUCCCAGCUGGUCUGCCGCGACUGGUGGAAGUACAUCAUCUUCGCCUUCUGCGACGUCCAGGGCAACUACUUUAUUGUCCUUGCAUACCGCUACACCACCAUCCUCAGCGCCCAGCUCAUCAACUUCUGGGCCAUCGUCAUGGUCGUCCUGAUCAGCUUCACCCUACUGCGCGUCCGCUACCACUGGGCCCAGUACGCCGGCAUCCUCAUCUGCAUCGGCGGCAUGGGCGUGCUGUUCGGCUCAGACCACAUCACGGGCGCCAACAGCGGCGGACCACAGAAGUCGCGUGGCGACCUGAUCAAGGGAGACCUCUUUGCACUGCUCGGAGCUACCUUCUACGGCCUCACCAACGUCGCGGAGGAGUACCUCGUCAGCAAGCGGCCCAUGUACGAAGUGCUCGGACAGCUGGGCCUGUACGCCACCGUCAUCAUGGGCGUGCAGGCCGCCAUCUUCGACCGCGCCUCGUUCCAGCACGCCGUCUGGGACGGGGCCGUGGCGGGCUACUUUGUCGGAUACACCCUCUGUCUCUUCCUCUUCUACAGCCUGGCCCCGUUGCUCUUCCGUCUCGCCAGCGCCGCCUUCUUCAACAUCUCCCUCCUCACCAGUAACUUCUGGGGCGUCGUGAUCGGAGUCAAGGUCUUUGGCCUGCGCAUCCACUUCCUCUACCCCAUCGCCUUUGUGCUCAUCAUCAUCGGCCAGUUUGUCUACUAUCUCGGACGGCAGGUGCUCGGUGAAGCCAUGAAGCCGUGGCUCGGUGAGAACCAGGAACGGGGGGUCAUCGGCAUAGGCACCGCCAGGAGGGCCAACAAUACUCCUGCCAACAAUACUUCUGCCAGUGAUACUCCUGCUGAUGCUAAUGUCUAA
Molecule: messenger RNA, 1287 nt
Organism: Nannizzia gypsea CBS 118893
Lineage: Eukaryota; Fungi; Ascomycota; Eurotiomycetes; Onygenales; Arthrodermataceae
Product: solute carrier family 35 member F1
Exons: 2
Coding region: 1-1287 (428 amino acids)
Biological process (GO): transmembrane transport
Cellular component (GO): membrane
Molecular function (GO): transmembrane transporter activity
Source: RefSeq, a predicted model, not a curated record